AUGGCGACCCCAAAACCCCAGAGGUCUAAGGAGGAGGUGGAGGACAUAAUCCUCCGCAAAAUCUUCCAGGUCACGCUGACGGAGCCACCGCCGGAUCCCAACUCCCGAGUCGUCUACUUGGAGAUGACGGCAGCGGAGCUUCUCAGCGAGAACAAGCCGAUGAGGCUCACGCGCGACCUCUUGGAGUCGAUCCUUAUCGACCGCCUCAUGGGCGGCGGUGGCGGCGCCGCGGCGGCGGAGCCACCGUUCCAGUAUCUCGUCGGGUGUUACCGACGCGCCUACGAGGAGAGUAGGAAGAUCACCGCCAUGAAAGAUAAGAACUUGAGGUCGGAUAUGGAGUCUGUGAUUAGACAAGCGAAGAAGCUUUCUGUUUCGUAUUGUAGGAUCCAUUUGGGUAACCCGGAGUCGUUUCCGGGUUCGGGUUCGGAUCCGGGUACGGCGUCGCCUUUACUGCCGUUGAUUUUCAGUGAAGUGGGAGGCACAAUGGAUGAGUUUGGAGGGAGUAGUAGUAGUGGGGUGCAAUGCCCACCUGGGUUUUUGGAUGAGUUCUUUAGGGACUCGGAUUUCGAUAGCUUGGACCCGAUUUUGAGGGGAUUGUAUGAGGAGUUGAGGGAGAUUGUGCUUAAGGUUUCGGCAUUGGGGAAUUUCCAGCAGCCAUUGAGGGCCUUGUUGUAUUUGGUUAGCUUUCCGGUGGGGGCAAAGAGUUUGGUGAAUCACCCUUGGUGGAUUCCGAAAGGGGUUUACUUGAAUGGGAGGGUUAUAGAGAGGACUAGUAUUUUGGGUCCUUUUUUUCAUGUUAGUGCAUUGCCUGAUACUCCAAUUUUCAAGAGCCAGCCUGAUGUGGGGCAGCAGUGCUUUCCAGAAAAUUCAAGUGAUAGUGGUCUGCGAUCUUCAUACAGCACGAUUAAGACAAUGAUGAAUAAUUUAUAUGCCGGCCUCCAUGAACUUCUCCACACACUUUUAAAAAAUCCAGAAACUCGUGAGAGUGUUCUUGAGUAUCUUGCUGAGGUUAUCAACAAGAACUCAUCAAGGGCUCAUAUUCAGGUCGAUCCUCUUUCUUGUGCAAGUUCUGGCAUGUUUGUUACUCUCAGUGCUGUUAUGCUUCGACUUUGUGAGCCAUUUCUGGAUGCAAAUUCAAGUAAAAGGGACAAAAUCGAUCCGAAAUAUGUAUUCUAUGGUAACCGUCUAGAGUUAAGAGGUUUGACUGCCCUACAUGCAUCAUCUGAAGAAGUUACGGAAUGGAUUAAUGAAGAUAGGCUGGGGAAUGCUGGUGGUGAUGGUCAAAAUCGACUUUCACAAUCCCAACAAGCCACCAGUUCUGGCAGUAACAUAUCUCAACCUUCUAACCUGAAGCCGACCGGUGAAAAAAUUAAAUAUACAUUUAUUUGUGAAUGCUUCUUCAUGACUGCGAGGGUACUCAAUCUGGGUUUAUUGAAAGCAUUUUCUGACUAUAAGCAUCUAGUACAGGACAUGCAGAGGAAUGAAGAUACACUUAAAGCCUUGAAAAAGCAGGCACCUUCUCCUGGAAUGAAUAAUGAUAUAGCUCGCCUUGAGAAAGAGAUAGAGUUGUGUAAACAAGAAAAGCGUUGUUAUGAAGCUCAGAUACUAACGGAUGAACCACUCUUAGAGCGUGCUCUUUCUUUCUACCGGUUGAUGGUGGUAUGGCUAGUUCGCUUGGUUGGUGGAUUUAAAAUGCCUCUGCCAUCAUCUUGCCCUGUGGAAUUUGCAUCUAUGCCAGAACAUUUUGUGGAAGAUGCCAUGGAGUUGCUUAUAUUUGCUUCGCGGAUGCCAAAAGCAUUUCAAGGGAUCUUAUUGGAUGAAUUUAUGAACUUCAUUAUAAUGUUCAUGGCAAGUCCAGAAUAUAUCAGGAACCCUUAUCUAAGAGCAAAGAUGGUUGAAGUCCUGAACUGCUUGAUGCCCCGUCCAAGUCAUCAACCAGCUUCUGUUACAGCUGCUGCUGCUAGCCUGUUCGAAGGGCACCAACUGUCUCUUGAGUAUCUUGUGAGGAAUCUCUUGAAACUAUAUGUCGACAUUGAGUUCACUGGUUCUCAUACACAGUUUUAUGACAAGUUUAACAUCCGCCAUAAUAUUGCCGAACUUCUCGAAUAUCUUUGGCAAGUCCCCAGUCAUCGAAAUGCUUGGAAACAGAUUGCUAGGGAAGAGGAGAAAGGCGUAUAUUUGAAUUUCUUGAACUUCUUGAUCAAUGAUAGUAUAUAUCUUCUGGAUGAAAGUCUUAACAAGAUUCUUGAACACAAAGAACUGGAGGCUGAGAUGUCGAAUACUGCAGAAUGGGAGAGUAGACCUGCUCAAGAGAGGCAGGAGAGAACCCGCCUGUUCCAAUCUCAAGAAAAUAUCAUCCGAAUUGAUAUGAAGUUGGCAAAUGAAGAUGUGAGCAUGUUGGCAUUUACUACAGAACAAAUUACAGCUCCUUUCCUACUUGCUGAGAUGGUCGAAAGGGUGGCAAGCAUGCUCAAUUACUUUUUGUUGCAAUUAGUAGGUCCUCAAAGAAAAUCUCUUAGCCUAAAAGACCCGGAAAAGUAUGAAUUCCGUCCAAAGCAAUUGCUUAAGCAGAUUGUGUACAUCUAUGUUCAUCUAGCAAGAGGCGAUACAGAAAAUAUCUUCCCAGCUGCCAUCUCAAAGGAUGGUCGAUCUUACAAUGAGCAGUUGUUUGGUGCUGCUGCGGAUGUCCUAAGAAGAAUCGGUGAAGAUGGGAGGGUCAUACAGGAGUUUGUGGAGCUUGGUGCCAAAGCCAAGGUUUCUGCUUCUGAGGCCAUGGACGCUGAAGCUGUUCUAGGGGAUAUUCCAGAUGAAUUCCUUGACCCAAUUCAGUACACUUUAAUGAAGGAUCCAGUUAUCUUACCUUCUUCAAGAAUCACUGUAGACCGGCCUGUCAUUCAAAGGCAUCUUCUUAGUGAUAAUAGUGAUCCAUUCAACCGUUCCCAUCUUACUGCGGACAUGUUGAUACCUGAUAAUGAAUUGAAGGCAAAAAUACAAGAGUUCAUUAGGUCACAGGAGUCUAAGCGUGGGGAAAGCCUAGGCAUGCAGAGUGACAAGGCAACAAUACAAACCACAUCUAGUGAAAUGCUAAUUGAUUAGAUCAUUAGAACCUUGUUAAUAUAAUACUAGUUUUUUGGGGUGGUGGUUAACAUUCAGUGAUGAUUUAAGCAAAUGUUCAUAUGGAUACUAUUACUGAUCUGUAAAGUUAUGUAUUUUAUUUCUCAAUUAAUUUAUGACGAUUACUACAUCAGUUAGAAAUU
Molecule: messenger RNA, 3257 nt
Organism: Fragaria vesca subsp. vesca
Lineage: Eukaryota; Viridiplantae; Streptophyta; Magnoliopsida; Rosales; Rosaceae
Product: probable ubiquitin conjugation factor E4-like
Exons: 16
Coding region: 1-3096 (1031 amino acids)
Biological process (GO): protein polyubiquitination
Cellular component (GO): ubiquitin ligase complex; nucleus; cytoplasm
Molecular function (GO): ubiquitin-ubiquitin ligase activity
Source: RefSeq, a predicted model, not a curated record